AUAUUUCCUCCCCCACUACUAGCUAGGUCCACACUCGUGCCACACACAGCUAGGAGCGCCCAGACUCGUAGCAUUGCCAGCGUUGCGUUUAUUACUAGGUUCUCCUUGUGGAGCCAGAGGCUGCGAGAACAAAGACCAAAGCUGCUUCUGCUGCCACUGUAAAAGAGAGAGACAAGUAUAGGUUUUCGCCUUAAUAGAAAGAUUAGUUUGCUUGGAGCACUCUCUUUGCUUAGGGGCAAGAAUUAAGUCAGUGGGUGAAUCGAUCGGGCUGCAUGCGUGAAUGCAUGUGCUUGGGAAUCCACGAGACCCUAUUAUAUUCCGGCUGGGCACACUGAUUGCCGCAGGCAGGAUCUAGCUACCUAUUAUAUCUCCCUUCACCGUUUGUGUAGUGUAGUGCUGGUAUAAGAGAGGAGCAGCGCCUGCCCAUUGGUCAUAUAGACUCUCCUGCUCGAGGGAGAUCGAGGCGUUCAUCCUCGAUUGAUUUAUUCUAUUUAUCGGCCAAAUAUUAGCUACUCAGUAUCUCCCUCCGAACUUUGAGUCACAUACCACUACCAGAGUUCACAAUUCUUCAGCUCGAUCACCAUGGGAGAGGAAGUUAAGAAGGUGGAGGAGCACAAGAAGGAAGAAGCACCAGUGGUUGUUCCGGAAGCAAUGAAGAAGGACGAGGCAGCUGACGCAGAAGGUGAGGAGAAGAAGAAAGAAGAGGCAGCAACCAAGGAGCUACCCCCGCCACCUGCCCCUUGCAUCCUCGGCAUCAACUUGCAUUGCACCGGUUGUGCCAACAAGAUCAGGAGAUGCAUCCUCAGAUGCAAAGGAGUGGAAGGCGUGGAGGUGGACAUGGCACAGAACCAGGUGACAGUGAAGGGCAUUGUGGAUCCGCAGGGCAUCUGCGGGCGCCUCCGCAAGAGGACCAUGCGCAAUGCCACCGUCAUCUCCCCGCCGCCACCGCCUCCUCCAACAGAUAACGACGCAGCAGCCACCGUUAAGGAGGAACCAGUCGUCGUCCAUUCGCAGGUGAGCGAGGUCACGACGAUGGAGCUCCACGUCAACAUGCACUGCGAGGCCUGCGCGCAGCAACUGCAGAAGAAGAUCCUCAAGAUGAGAGGCGUGCAGAGCGUAGAUGCCAACUCCGGUGCCGGCAAGCUCACUGUCACCGGCGCAAUGUCAGCUGACAAGCUCGUCCAGUACAUCCACCGCCGCACCGGCAAGCUAGCCAGCGUCGUGCCCCCGCCACCGCCUCCCGAGCCCCCAAAGGAGGAGGAGCCCAAGAAGGAGGAAGGCGAGAAGAAGCCCCAGGAACCGCCUGCAGAGGGUGCCGACAAGGAGAAUCAGGACAAACCGCCAACGGAAGACGCCACCCAGAAGAAAGAGGCCGAGGGACAAAACAAAGAAGAGGAGGCCGCCAAGUCUGAAGAUGGCACUGAAAAGAAGGAAGGGGGUGGUGACGAGGAGAAGGCCAAGCCUGACCUGCUUGCCGUGGACGGUUUUCCGCCGGAGGAGAUGAUGAAGCGGAUGAUGUACUGGCCAUACCCUCAAAAACACUACUACAACCCUCAUGUGGACGAGGAGGCUAUGAUGGCUAGAAGGAUGGCCUCGGGGCACCCCUACUGCACGCCCACGAUACAGUGGACGCCUCCACCCGCGCCCGUGGCUCCUCCAAUGAUGUACCCGUACUACAACUAUGGCAUGGUGGAGCCGCCAGCCCCGGCACCGCAGUACUUCAGCGACGAGAACCCCAACGCGUGUGUCAUCUCGUAGCUCCAUGGAUGACAAUAGAAGCAAUGAUUAUCGAUAGCGGCCCGGCAUCUCGAUUGUAUACUAGUAUAAUUAGCUACUACAAUAGCUUGAAUGGAGGCCAGCCCUGGCUUACGGUCCAGAUAUUCAUCUUCCCAUGAUAUAUAUGUAGUAUAUGGUAUGACUAUA
Messenger RNA from Panicum virgatum (switchgrass), 1923 nucleotides. Its product is annotated as heavy metal-associated isoprenylated plant protein 9-like. The record is from RefSeq and is a predicted model, not a curated record. Lineage: Eukaryota; Viridiplantae; Streptophyta; Magnoliopsida; Poales; Poaceae. Gene Ontology annotation, molecular function: metal ion binding. The transcript is spliced from 3 exons. Bases 583 to 1758 code for a protein of 391 amino acids.